AGAUGUUGAUGAAUGUGCUUUUGGUACUGACAAUUGUCAUGAUAAUGCUACAUGUAAUGAUACCGAUGGUUCAUUUGAAUGUAGUUGCAAUGACGGAUAUUCAGGGAAUGGUACAAUCUGUGAAAGUAAGUGGACUAUGAAAGCGAUAUUAGAAUGGUGGACUGACUUCGCGGGUUCGCAGAUUUAAGGACUAGCUUCUAUUUUAAAGUCGCUACCGAAAAAGUGCUGCAGUUGCAUGCUAAACUGACAUCAAGCGUUCUAUUUUAUUUUAUCUGGCCGUAUUCAGUUAAGAGAUGUGUCCUUGCUGCAGACUUAGCAUUUCAUUUUCCGAAAGCAUGUAUAGUUCCAUUAUUUUGCUUUGAUUGACAAUUUAUUUUGUGCUUUUAAACCGAUAAUAUCUAAUCCUUAACAUUAUGUUAAAAAUGAAGGCUACGUUCAAGUAUUAAUUUCUUCGAUCUCGCAUUAUUUUAUAAACAGAAUUGCAAUGUAGCUCAUGAAUUUAUUCAUUAAUUAAAACUUUUCAGAUAUUGAUGAAUGUGUAGACAGAUCUCAUGAUUGCCAUUAUAACGCUACAUGUACUGAUACUGACGGUUCAUUCAUUUGUUCUUGUAAUUCUGGCUUCUCAGGAAACGGGACUUAUUGUCAAGGUUGGUUUCAGAAUACUUGCAUAUUGUGAUUUUAUAGACAUUUAGUUCAUAAUUAUUUGACCUUGGUCUAUUGUCAAGCUUUCUCAGACUCUGACACAUGUGCCUGCUGUAGGGCGAUUCCUGUUGAUACGCCCGUCAAUGAUUGGAAAUAGAAGUUCGGAAGAAGUACGCGUGUGAAGAAGUGUUACAUGCUUAGUUAUACCUGAAUUAGCCGACGUCUCCCAGAAUUCAGGAUUAUGCUCAUUUGAGAAUGUAAAACUUGCCAGAGACCUUUGCGAAUGCGAAUCAUGUCACCCGGGUGACAUGUUGAAAUCGUCUUGUGAAACGAUUCUAUCACCCGCUUACGUUAAAUAUGAUGACAUAUUGGGGCGAUUCGAUGAUAAACUUCAUGCUCGCGUAGCAUAAUCUUAGCUUUCUGAUUGGACACUUUCAAUUUAAGGUAUAACUUUAGAAUUUAUUAUAUACACAAGGUUUGGAUAUGAGGAAUUCUGCAAUCUGAUUGUUCUCCAAUAGCAGGAUAUUAGCUCAUAUCCUUUUAGUAGAGAAAAAUAAAAUGGCUGCUCGAAUUAAUUAAACUGAAUUUCCGAUAUUUUGCGAACGAAAAAACGGAAAGUUGUUCGCUUUUUGUAGCCUUUGCAGGAUUAAAACACAAUGAAAAGGUUCCCACAAAUUGUUUGUAGUCUAGGACCUGUAUAUGAGUUUGUAUGCAUUUCAUUUAGCACAGGUAAUCUCAACUGUUGUGGGUAAAAUGACUAUGGCGGUCAACAUGGCAUAUGUGCCAAAACCUGAAUCCGGGGCGAAAGUCCUGAACAUGACCCCGCAAUAAUAAAACGGCAGUGUCGAAAUAGCUCUGACUUCCGAAAAGGAAAAUCGACAGCCUUUCUGAAGUGCUUCUAGUGUGUAGAGGGGUUGAUUUUAGGUGUGGUCAUUGGAAUGAAAAAUUUGUCUACGUAUAAUAUUAAACAAGAAAAUUACCAUGCGCCACGCCAGGUAAACUGCUAAUUAUGCAUAAAAUAACUAAUAUGCCUGGCAGAAGUUAAAUUUUCUUAUCUCCGAAAAAAAAUUAUCAUGGGAUGAAAAUCUAUGCUUAAUUUAAAUUAUUACUGAGGAUUUCAUAACAAUUGUCAUUUUUUUUAAAUAUACUACAUUUUAUUUCAUCUCUGCCCCAUCGAAAACACGAUUUCCGCCAUUUUCUCCCGCCUAGCUUGUUAGCUUUCUAUCGCCGAGUCUUGCAAAUAUCAUCCAGUUAUUGUACUUUUACAUAAGUUUCACGAAGUUUUGAAACAGUGCAGUGUAUUUUAUCUUCGAUAUUGUGUCCUUCGAUAUUUCGUGAAAUAUUGCGCCAUUACAAUGGCAAUGGCUCUUCUCUGUUCGAUAAAUGAUAUUUCUUCGACUUACUAUGCAUUUAGAUGGCAGUAUCCAAGAAUGGUUCGAAUCCAAAAAUUGAAAACAUUAGUUGCACUUGCAUGAAAGGAUAAGACUUCCCAUAAUGUUUGUCCUGCCAAAAUCCAAAAGAAGUAAUUUAAAAGUCACGCGCAAAGUUCGCGAAAACUCCUCGUGGGCUAUAUGACGGGGAUAAAUAUUUUCACGAAACGUUUGAUAGCCACCACAGGAACCUAAGUAGUGCAUUAUAUAUAUUGUAUUUUUAUGAUUUAUGAAGUAAAUACGCAAAUAUUUACUGUUUUUAUCAUAAAUCAUAAAAAUAUAUAUAAUGCACUUAGUUACGUUGCUGUGAAGGCGAACAAACGUUUCGUGAAAAUAUUUACCAUCCUGUCAUGUAGCCAAUGAGGGCUUGCGCGUGACAUUUAAAUUACGUCUUUUAAAUUUUGCUGGUCAAGUGUAAUGGGAGGUCGUUUUCAAUAUUUGGAUUGGGAUUAUUCUACAAUGAAGUAUUUUUGGUUGCUGUAAUCUAAAUGCAUAGGAAGGCGAAGAAAUAGCAUUUAUCACGCAGAGAAGCAGCGAACCAUUAGACUGUCGCCAUCUUUCACGAAACAAUCGAAAGACACAAUAUCCAGGAUAAAAUACACUGCAAUGAGUGAAAACUUAAUGAAACUUCGUUGAAAUCGUCUUUAGCCAUUUAUAAUUAUGUAAAAUUCAACAACUGGAUGAUAUUCGGCAAAAUAUGGCUGAAAUCGUGUUUUCAUGGAGGCCUAAGUGAAAUAAAAUGUAGUAUAUUUAAAGAAAGCAAUGACAGUCUUUAUGAAAUCCACAAUAAUUAUAUUAAAGUAAGCACAGUUUUUUAAUCUAUGAUAAUUUUUAUUAGGAAAUAAGAAAAUUUAAUUUCUUUCAGGCAUAUUAGUUAUUUUAUGCAUAAUUAGCAAUUUGCCUUUGCUUAUUCAAAUUUUUCCUUCCAAAGACCAACCCUAAAAGCAACGGUUCUACACUGUAUGAGCACUUCAGAAAGGCUAUCGUUUUUCUUUUCUGGAAGUUAAAAGUAUGUCGACACUGCCUUUUCAGGGCGGGGUCAUUUUCAGGACUUUCGCCCCGGAUUCAGGAUUUCGCACAUAUACCAUGUUGACUACCAUGGUCAUUUUACCCUAAAACAGUUGUAUUACCGGCUGCCCUAACUAAAGCGCGUACAAACACACAUACAUGUCCUAUUACGUGUUAGCAAACUAAUUUUUAAAAUUUGAAGUUGUUGAAAAUAAUAAUAUAUUUUUCGAAAAAUAUUUAAAAUAUCCGAAAGAAAAGUCCGUGAAUUCAAACCUUGUGUAUAUAAUAAAACACUUGCUCCCGCGCCACUCACUCAAAGCGAUAAGCGAUUUGGCGCCACGCGUGACAUUCGCUAUCAGCUCAUAUUCGACUCGAGUUCGUAGAAUAACUGUUAAAUAUUUAACUUUGUUACAUUGUCUCUAACACUGUAAGUUAGUUAGUAGUUUUUAUUGGUACUCCUAGUUAAUCAAUCUUUUAUCAAUAUAUUUACUCCUAUCCACCUAUUAUUUUAUAUUAUCCACCUAUUAUUUUAUAUUUUUUUAUAUUUUUAUAUUAUUAUUUUAUAUUAUUUUAUAUUAUUUUAUAUUAUAUUAUAUUAUAAUAGAUUUACGUCAAUUUACGUAUUAUUUUAUAUUGUGUUUGUGUAGAUGUUGAUGAAUGUGCUCUUGGUACUGACAACUGUCACGAUAAUGCUACAUGUAAUAAUACAGAUGGUUCAUUUGAAUGUAGUUGCAAUGAAGGAUAUUCAGGGAAUGGUACAAUCUGUGAAAGUAAGUGGACUAUGAAAGCGAUAUUAGGAUGGUGGAUUGACCUGUCGGGUUCGCAGGUUUAAGGAUUAGCUUCUACUUUAAAGUCUCUUCCGAAGAGGUGCUGCAUGCGUUGCAUGCUAAACUGACGUAAAGCGUUCUAUUUUAUUUUAUCUGCCCAUGAAUCGGUUAAGAGAAGUGCCCUUGCUGCAGAGUUAGCAUUUCAUUUCCCGAUAGCAUGUAUAGUUCCCAGGGGUAAUCUUAAUUAUUGGUAAUUAAUAGGUUUAUUAGCAUGACCAUUAAUUUACAGUAUUGCUAAAGCAUUACAAAUAAUAUAUAGAAGAAACUGUGACAAACUAGGACUAUUACAGAUUACUAUUUGUAGAAUGAUUUAUAACAAACUAAUACAAUAUUAAGAUGAAUUAAGAGGAAAGAAAGAAGACAAUUAUACUGUUCACAAAUAAGAUGCUUAUUGCAACCUUUGCUGAUCUGUAUUCCUGGUUUCAAGGUAUUUAAGUUUUUGCUCGAAACAUAAAUAAACAAAUAUUAAAAGUUUGGUUAUGAUUUCACUAUCAGUGGACUUCAUAACGUCAGCUGAUAGGGUUUGAGAGUUUAAAUUGAUCUCGUCAGAUGAAGCAUUCUCUAAUGAACUUCGAAGGUUUGCACGAGUUGCUCAAGAGAGCAGGACAUGGGUUUCAUUUUUCCACUUGUCUUGAAUAAUUGUAGAUUUUACAUAAGCGUUCUUCAUGCACGGGGUAUAUAUUUUGAUAGCACCCGAUCUCAAUUCGGAGGUUAUGGUUGCGGACUCUAAAUCUUGAAAGACAUUUUCUUUUCUAUGGAUCUUUUAUAACUACUAAGUAGUUUUCGAGGUUGUGGUCCGUUUUGAAUGUUGAGUAGAAAGUCAGUUUGGAUGAAUUUUUAAGUUUAUGUUUCCAAAAUGUUAAGUAUUUUUCCUCCAGUGUUUUGGUAAUAGUUUUAAUAUGUUCAGUCACUGCGGCUUCUAAAUUAAGGAUUUCUUCAUUUAGAUUUAAAUUUUUGAUAGUAUUCAUUGCAUUUCUGCAAAAAGACAUUUUCUGCUUGGAGUUCAGAUCUUUCGAGAUUAGAAAAGCUUGUUUCGUAAUGGCUGUUUGGGGAAGUAAGUUUAAGUGACUGAUGUAUAUGAAGACCCUUUUGAAUACGUUAAUGAUGAGAGGGAGUUUUCCAAGCUCAGCUUUGGAGGCAAUGUUACUUGCUUCCCCACUGAUAGCGAGGUAAAUUUUACAGAACUUAAGAUGAAAUUUUUCAAUUGGUGAUUCAUCCUAAUUGUUGAAAUCGUUUUUCACGUAUGUCCCCCAUACUUCCGAGAUCUAUAGGAGUUAUAACGGAAUCAAAUAUUUUAAUGGCAUAUUUGGGGUUGAGAUGGCUAAAAUUGAGUAGUCUUCGUAUACCGUAUAAAGCAUGCAAGUGUUUUUCGCUUAGUUGUUUUAGAUUAAAUUAAAAUUAACAUUGUGAUUUAGUUUGAUUCCUAGGUAACGGUAUUCCUGUACGAUUUUUAUGUUCCGACUUCCAAGAUUAAAAAUUUGGUUUUGCUUUUCCUCUUUGUUUUUUUCAAAUAUCAUUAUUUGCGUUUUCUUCAAAUUUAUCUCUAUAAGUAAUUUUUUCUCCCACAAUGGAGAUUGUCUAGAGAUUUUUGCAGGCCGAAUUUUGAUCGAGAUAAUAAAAUUAAGUCAUCGGCAUAUAGAAGACAACUCAUUUUAGUCCCAUUUGGUAGUUUAAACCAUAGUCACUCAAGUGGAUGGUCUGGAGACUUCCUGAACUUCGGAAGAUGCCGCGCAUAUAUGUUGAGCCAAGCAAACUUAGGGUGUCACGUGGUAAUACACUGUGCACAAAAAUAAAGAUGGCGGGAUGUGAAGAGCCAUGCGAGAAUGAGAUCGUCGCGCUUUUAGAGCCGUUGCACUCGGAUGUUCUAAACAGAGAGGAAGAACUACAACACGCUUUCGAAGAAGCAAUCCAAGAAGUAAGUUGACAUCGCCUUGACUGAAAUGUCGAACAUACUUAGCCAAUAUUUUGUGCGACAUAUUUCUGUACUCUCAGGUUAUAAAAUGGGAUAUAUUUAUAUUUUGAUGAUUUUUCUAUGUAUAUUCAGAUGAUGGAUAGCGAAUUUUGUUGCAAUUUUUGUGGGAAAAAGUCCAAAAGUAAAGCUGGUUUGACGAGGCAUAAAAAUGCAAAGCAUGAAAGACAAAGGAAAUACUGAGUUCUUACAGUAUACGCGACGGCGACAACAAUGACAAUAUAUUCAACAUUGAUGAUUAUUUUAACCUGGUAAAUCAAAGUUGUAAGAGUUUAGAGAAAAAUACUUGCAAUGCAGAAAGUGUUAGGGAACGAUUCAAGGUUUAUGUUUUUAAUAUUGCUGGAAAGGAAGAUAAAGAAAUGUUUCUCAAAUUAAGAAUUACGAAACUGUAUACUCUUUGGUCAGAAAAGGUUGAGUAGUUUACCUUUCCAGUCCUCAGUUUUGCAUGCCACCAGAUUGGCUGACAAGAAUGCAUCCUUUAAGAAAGAUUCCAAUUGUAGUGACAUCAGAACAUAGAUCUACUGUAAAUAUGUUGAAUAUAAGAAGGAAAAAGCAGCAUUGCAAUACCUCGGUGGAUAUGUUCUAUGUAUACUCUACACUAACAAAUUCAAAAGUCUAAAGAUUGGAUGACAAAUUCCAAGCAGCAAGCUGGAAAACACUAUAACAAAUUGUUACUAUAGCAGGAAUUAACUUUAAAAUUGUCAUAACUGAGUCUGAGGAACCCAUCACAGAAAUAUCAAAAACAUACAUUGUUGAUAAUCUGGAAAAAAGUCCUAGGGUAGUGUAGACAGGCUUUUCCACGAGUGGGUAGGGUCUGCUGAUUUUAAAAGUAUCUAAGUAUCCAAAGACAUUUUACACUAAGUCUUAUUACUCUAUAUCAAAGUGAGAUCAUACAGUUUUGCAAAGGAUGUGAUAAAUAAGUGUAAAGCCAAACAGAAGAGUUCAAAGUCAAAGACAUUAAGAAAAGAAAUAAAAAAUAAUUCAGAUGAACCUUUAAUUAAUGACUGAAAACAUGUAGACUUGUCAAUUGUAACCUCCCAAACCUUGGGAAAUGGUGGGGGCAUAUAUUUUAAGAUAUCCAUACUUAACUGUUGCCUGACCCCCUGAGCCAGGCUGACCUGACUAAUCUUGUCAAGUCCCUCAAUCCAUGACGACACAAUUUAAGAAAAUAAAAAAAGUUAUUGAAAAAAUUUAUUUGUCACCAUAGAGAAACAAACAGAAUAUAGAACUUUAUACAAACAAAGAAUAGCACUAACCUGGCUUCUAAUAUUUAGGUCAGACACACACUCAUCGAGACAAUGCGAGCAGGCUGUAUACGAUGGCCCCACAUACCAGGGUCGGUAUCCAUAACAGGAAAAUCCCCUAUUGUGUCAGGUGUAACUAAAUUUCAAAACAGGAAAACACGCCACAUGCCCCACCUUUCCCCUUGGGUCUGGGUUACAAUUGAAAAGUGCGUAAGAUUGACAAAUUUUAUACAUACAUGUAAUUUUGAACUGUGCUGUUCUGUACUUAAAUUUGACAACAACAACAACCAGUAAUAUAUGUUACAAAAAUAUCCAUAAGCGCUUAACUUUUGCAAUAAAAGCUGAUGGUCAAUCAGGUCAAAAACGCCAGUAACGUGGUUUUUAUCAAGGUCAAGAAGGAUUUGGUCUAGUAAGCGAAUUAGAGCAGUUUCAGUCGAGUGACGUUUGCGAAAGCCAGAUUGCAUGCCGUAUAAGAAAUUGUUAUUGGAUAAGUGUGAAUAUAGUGCUUCGUAGAGAUGUCUUUCGUAUAAUUUUGAGAGGAUCGGAAGAACAGAUAUUAGAUAUUAUAAUAAUAAUUUAGGACUCAAUCCAUCAGCACCUGUUGCUUUAUUUGCUGGCAUAGAAUUUAGCAUUUGAAGUACCUUUUCUGGAGAAACAUGUGGAAUUUCAAACUUUAUCUUUAUCUUUGGAGAGUUUAGCAGAGAUUCGUUACAAAAAGUAGACUUUAUAGAUGAUAAGAGACGUUGUGGUUGUCUAACAAAGAAAGGGUUAAAGAUUUCGGCAAUGCUUCUGCUUUCCGUUACAAGUUCUCCGUUUUCGUUUAAUUGACGAACACCGUUGUUUUCUCCCAAUGAUGCUCUUGAUAGAUCUUUAAUCAAUAACCAUAGUUUAUUUGGGUUUUCUCGAUGUUCAUUUACUUUCGAUUUAAAAUAAUUUUUCUUUUUAUUACGGAUUAACUGAGUUACUUUAUUUUUGGCCAGUUUGAAAAUUGACCAGUCAUUUGCGUUGUUGGAAGCACGUGCUUGUUUUAGAAGUCUGUCUCUGAUUUGGAUUUCAUUUGUUAUAUCAUUUGUAGACCAUUUUGGUUGGAUCUUUCGUUUAACUCGUUUCGAUAUUAUUGUUAUGUGUUAAAUAAUAAAAUCCCGCAUAUAUGAACCAAGAAAAUUAAAGAUUUUACAGCCUGGAACUUGUAUUUCACUCUUAGAAACCCAUUUUUAUCAGGAAAAUUGAAAUAUGGAAAAGGUUCUAAUAACAGUUUUGUAAGUGUACUUGCACCUGAUUUUAAAUGCAGGAUUUUACUGCCCUAGGUCUAAUUGUAUAACCUUUUUCGUUUACGCCUGGGUAGUGGUUCAUAUGAAUGUCAUAGGUUGAAAUAAUAUAUGGACAUCUACUUUCCGUAUUCGAACAACAUAUUACGUACAAGUUACAUUCCAGUCAUUUAGUGCAAUUUUUUACACUGCCUGCAUGUCCCUUAAGAUAUAUUAUUAUAACAAGUUGUUGUGGAGGCUGAGAAUCUGUCCUGUACAAGACGUACAAUGAAUCGAUGCUUUCGUUCCUUUUUUCUGGCUUCGUAAUAAAGGACUAAAAGGAGUCGGAUGAAUUGGUUGGUAAUUUUAGGUAGGCAAUGCUCCAUGGAGUCAUGGACAAGCUGCUUCUUGGUCAGCUUUGGCCGUGACCUGAAAAUGAAAUGUUACAAUCAAAUAUAAAUUUCUCUUCAAAAUGUGUAACUGUUUGUUUACAAAUCCAUCGACAGAUCUAUUGCAGAUCGACAGAUCUGCCAAUCAAAGUUCACGAUCAGAGAAUGAGCAUUAAAAACCGACAAGCUUUAUAUAUCGCAUAAUAUGAUUAAUGGGAAUACGAUACCACAAAUGUACGCCGCAGGUUUUAACAAAAUUACUACUAUAAUGUGUUCUAUUUAUACUUCUAAUUGACUUACAAGUAAUGAUUUCUUCGGGAAGAAAGUGCUCGGCAAUCAUAUGGUGAAUCAACGGCCAAAUGCCUUUUAAAAUCUUUGUCUUCAACUCAAUAUAUUUAGUAACGAUGUUCAGAAAAUCCAUAGUGAAAAUCCUGCCGCAAUUUCUUGCUUAAAUCGUCCUUCGCCCCUGGAAGCUUGAAUAGCUCGAUUUCUUUUGUUCCUCGGUUUGUUUGCAUUGAUUUAAUGCACAAUUGCCACCCGGCAUCAAUAAAAAAUAAAAUUUUCCUCAUUUUAAUUGCAAAAUUGUGUAUAGUUUGUAUCAGGCCUCAGUUUGUAUAUUGAAAUAUGAUAUGAAAACACAUGCGGAUGUGCUCGGUGAUGAUGACGUCACGGCACAAAUUCUCGACAAAAGGAUAAUGCCGACAGAUUCCGAAGUCUGCAGACCAUGCUCUUGAGUGACUAUGUUUGAACUGAUCAGCAGCUGUAUUAUCAAAUAAUAUUGCUAAUUCGUUUAUAUAGAUGUUAAAUAAAGAGGGACUCAAAAUACACCCUUGACGUACUCCUUCGGAGUAAGAGAAAAAUUCAGUCAUUUAUUUUGCUUUCAUUUACGGCGCAUUAAGAGUUUGAAUAUAGGCUUUUAAUAAGGUUGUGGAGGUGGCCAUCAAUUUUGUUUUCAAGCAGUUCUAAAAAUAGGAAUUCGUGCCAAACGGAGUCAAAGGCUUUUUUAAAGUCCACAAAGCAUGCAUAGAUUUUUUCGUUUUUCUGAUUUAUGUGUUUGGCAAUUAUUGUUUUUAAGGCGAAAAUAUGGUCAGCUGUUCUGUGGCCUGACUCAAAUCCGAUUUGGGAGAGGUGAAUUAUGCUUCUAUCAAUGCUAAAUUUACUUAACUGUUGAUUUUAAAUAGUACAAAGGAAUUUAGUGAGACAGCAGGUCACGCAAUUUCCUCUGUAGUUAACCGGGUCAGUUUUAUCUCCUGACUUAAAAAUUGGCGUAAUGAGCGAGAAGACCUUCUGACCAUUGAUCUGGGAAAUGCCCUGCUUUAAAACGAGGUUAAAAAGUUUAUGAUAUAAUUUAGGUAAUAUUUUGACGCUAUGCUUUAGCAUUUCGUUUUUACCCUGUCGAAAUAAGCAGAUUUGUUGUUUUUUAAUGUAUUUGCAGCACUCAAAACGUUCGCUUCAGAAACAGGUUGAUCAAGACAAUUAUUUUGUGUUUUUUCUUCAAGUUUUGUUGAUUUUUGUAAAAUGUUAUUCUGUUCUGUUUCUAAUGUUCGUUUAGCAUACAUGGAUUGAAAUUGAGCGAGCCAACUGCUAGCAAACACAUCUGGUUUUCUCAUGGAAGGGUCCCCAAAGUCAUCACUCAUUUUCUUCAAGAGUUUCCAUCAGGAAUUUGGGUCAUCUUCAGAAACUCUUUCCAGUUCGUCUAGUUUAUUUUUCAUGGAAAAGUUAUUUUUUGCGUUUAGAGUGUUUUUACAAAUCUUAAGUGUGGCAUGGUAUUUGUCCCUUAUUUCGACGUUAAAGGGAUCAUGAUGUUUUUGGUUUGCGAGUCUUCUUACUGAAUGUCUUUGUAGUCGACAUUCUUUGUCGAACCAUUUUUCAUUACAGACAUUGGAAGCUUUAUUUCUGCAUUUCUGCUUUUUGAUUUUCAUGGAUUUUUUAGCAGCAUGCACAAUUAAAUCUUCUACUUUUGAGGCAAGCAAGUUGACAUCUUCCUUUGAAGGAAAUGGAUUGGAAAAAUUAAUGAAGUAUUGAAGAUUUGGUUGAGUUUGAAAUGAUUUAAGAUUUUCUGUAAACUUAGUAAUUGAGUCUUUGUCCCGUAUGAAUUGUUGUGGAAGCUUAUGUGUUUUAGAUUGUUGCGUGUCAGUAGUCUCACUGAGACCCAGCGGGUAAAAUGACGUUGGAAUAGACCUUCCAGACGUUGGAUAGACGUUGAAAAAGGGUUGACUAUGCAAAAAAUUGGAUCGACGUUACUGUUUCGACGUUGAAACAACGUUGAAAUUAGGUUACCAAUCUCGUCAACCAUAAUUCAACGUUGAAUCCAUGUUAAAACAACGUUGAGAUUGGUUCACAAAUCGACGUCGUAUAUUUAACCGUGAAUGAACGUUAAUUCAACGCCUGUUGGCUGCUGUUGAACCAAUGUUUGUAAAACAACGUCAGAGCAACGUAGAUAUUAGGUUGUCGACGUCGCAACCUUUUUUCUACCAAAUUUCAACGUUGAAACAACGUCGUGUGCCCGGUGGAGAGGGACAUGAAUAGAGGCUCUUUUAAUCCAUGUUGCUAGUUGACUAUGGUCAUAUAGAUAAAUUGGAGGUUUGACAAUAAAGUUUUCAGUGGUUUGGAUUAGUUCAUGGCCACAAAUUAUGUAGUCAACCACACUUGAGUCUUUUUGCCUGUGCGAAGUGGGUUUUUACUAAAUGAGUCAUAAAGGGUUCUACCAUUCAGGAUUCUCAGAUUGCAGUUUUUGCAAAUCUCAAUCAGAUAUUUGUCAUGUUUAUUAAUAUAAUUGUCAGAACUUUCCCUCAUUUUUGGUUGAAAAGAGUUUCAGUAAUAUCGUUUAUGAAGGUAUAUCCUUCUUUUCAGACAAAAUGUCCAAGUUUGCUGUACGGGCAUUAAAGUCCCCAGCAGCAUAACAUUUCCUUUUUUCGGAGAAAUACACUACAUCAUUUUCCAGGUCAUCAAAUAUGUCCUCGUUAAAGUAACAUAAGUUUUGAGGACGAAUAUAGACUCCGCAAAUAAAUAAGUCCUUUGUCGUUGUCUAUUCGACACCACAAGAAAUUUUUAGUUCGUUUCUCGAGAGAAAUGAUAUUUUCAAACUAAUUUUUGAAAAGAAGCGAAAUUUCUCCAGACAGACGGCAACAGGAGUUUGAUUUAGCUAGGGUUGCCAUAAGUGAGGAUACAGCCUUGAAACCAAGAAUGCUAUUAAUUUUUUAAGCCAUAUUUCAGUUAAAAAGAUCAAAUCAUGGUCUUUUACAUUAUCUAUGAGAUCAUUAUUCCUUAGCUUAUCAACAAGAGUAUAAUGCUCUAAAUAAUUUAUAUUUCAGUAUUUAGCACUUAUUGAUAGCCUAGAAAACAUUCUCUGCAAGUUUUCAAAUAAUUGGAAAAGGUUGGGCGUAGGAAGCAUCAAAAAGGUUGGGGGCACCGUUUCGAGAGGCACUUUUAGAAUGGAAAGGACACCUUAAAAAUUUUUGCCGGAAAUGUUGGUCACAAGGGAAGGGAGAGGGGGGUUGAGCAGGAAAAAUAAAUGCCAUCAUUAAUCAAACGGCAUUUAGGCUGACUAGCCGAUGAGAUCAAAUGAAAGUGACACCAAGAAUUAAGGCAGUUUGCGGGUUGUUUUAGCACACCGAUUUCUGGUUCAGAAAGGCCCGAUUCGCAGCCAAAGAGUGCGCCGGCAGCAGGCUGGUCAUUUCUCAUUGUUCAGCUGCUCCACUCUCAAGUAACCACAAAAACCCAAAGAUAUUGCUUUGCAACAUCCGUAAGUCAAAAAUGCAACCUGAACAACAUUUUUCACAAAGGAAAAGGGCAUUUUGCCACCGGAAAAAGGGCACAUGCACUCUUUCUGUUAUCUAAAGACUUGGUGGGGCCUUGGCCCCUGGUUUCUACGCCCCUGAUAGUUCCAUUAUGUUGUUUUGAGUGACAAUUUAUUUUGGGCUUUUAAAUCGAUAAUAUCUAAUCAUUAACAUUAUGUUAGAAAUGUAGGCUAAGUUCAAGUAUUAAUUGUUAUGACAACGCAUUAUUUCAUAAACAGAAUUGCAAUGUUCCUCAUGAAUUUAUUCAUCAAUUAAAACUUUUCAGAUAUUGAUGAAUGUGUAGACAGAUCUCAUGUUUGCCAUUAUAACGCUACAUGUACUGAUACUGACGGUUCAUUCAUUUGUUCUUGUAAUUCUGGAUUCUCAGGAAACGGGAUUUAUUGUGAAGGUUUGUUUCAGAAUACUUACAUAUUGUGAUUUUAUAGACAUUUAGUUCAUAAUUAUUUGACCUUGGUUUAUUGUCAAGCUUUCUCAGACUCUGCUGCAGGGCGAUUGCUGUUGAUACGCCCGUCAAUGAUUGGAAAUAGAAGUUCGGGAAAAGUACGCGUGUGAAGAAGUGUAACAUCUUUAGAUAUACCUGAAUUAGCCAACGUCUCCCAGAAUUCAGGAUUAUGCCCAUUUGAGAAUGAAAACUUGCUACAUACCUUUGCGAAAACAAUGUUUUAUUUUCCGAUUAACGCCAGCAUUGUUGCUUUUCUUUCGGAGUAAGUAUCGUUUGAGAUAUUGAUGACAACAUUUUUCAAAAAUUCCUUCAAACUUUUCAAGAGGUUCAUGUUAUUUUUGCAUAUUUUUCGACCAUAUUGUUUCUGUGAUCGCCGCUCGAGGUUUAGGCAAAUUAUCUGACCCGGGUGACAUGAUCAAAUCGCCAUGUGAAAUGGCUCAAGUCACAUCAAAUAUGAUGACGUAUGGUUUGAUUCGAUGAUGAACGUUUGAGGUACAAUAUUAGAAUUUAUUAUAUACACAAGGUCGGGAUAUUAGGAAUUCUGCAAUCUGAUUGGUUUUCUACUAGCAGGAUAUUAGCUCGUAUUCUUAUAGUAGAGAAAAACAAAAUGGCGGCUCAAAUGAAUUAAACUGAAUUUUCGAUGUUUUGCGAACGAAAAAACGGCAAGUUGUUCGCUUUUUGUAGCCUUUACAGGAUUAAAACACAAUGGAAAAGCUCCCACAAAUUGUUUAUAGUCUAGGACCUGUAUAUGAGUUUGUAUGCAUUUCAUUUAGGACAGGUAAUCUCAACUGUUUUUGGGUAAAAUGACUGUGGCGAUUAAUGUGGUAUAUGUGCCAAAACCUGAAUCCGGGGCGAAAGUCCUGAAAAUGACCCCGCCCUAAAAACGGUGUGUCGACAUAGCUCUAACUUCCGAAAAGGAAAACUGAUGCCUUUCUGAAGUGCUUAUAGUAUGCAGAAGGGUUUAUUUUCUUUUAGGGGUGGUCAUUGGAAUAAAAAAAUGUUUAAGUAUAAUAUUAUAGAAGAAAAUGUCCAUGCGCUACCCCAAGUAUGCAUAAAAUAACUAAUACGCCUGGCAGGAGUUAAAUUUUCUUAUCUCCGAAAAAAUAUAUACAUCAUGGGAUGAAAAACUAUGCUUAAUUUAAUAUAAUUAUAAGGAUUGUCAUUGUUUUAUUUUAAAUAUACUACAUUUUAUUUCACUUACCCCCUAUCGAAAACACGAUUUGCGCCAUUUUCUGCCGUCUUGUUCGGUUUUUAUCGCCGAGUCUCCAAAAUAUAAACCAGUUGUUGUACUGUUACAUAAUCACAAAAUGGAUAACGAAGAUUUCAACCAAGUUUCACGAAGUUUUGAAAAAGUGCAGUGUAUUUUAUCUUCGAUAUUCUGUCCUUCGAUAUUUCGUGAAAUAUGGAGCCAUUACAAUGGCUCGCUGCUUCUCUGCCCAAUAAAUGCUAUUUCUUCGACUUACUAUGCAUUUAAAUGACAGUAUCCAAGAGUACUUCAUUCUAGAAUAGUCCAAAUCCAUAAAUUGAAAACAUUAGUUGCACUUGAAAGGAUAAAACUUUCCGUUAUGUUUGUCUGCCCGAUAAAUGCUAUUUCUUCGUCUUCUUAUGCAUUUAGGUUACAGUAUCCAAGAGUGCUUCAUUGUAGAAUAGUCCCAAUCAAAAAAUUGAAAACAUUAUAGUUGCACUGGAAAGGAUAAAACUUCCGAUAAUACUUGUCCUGUCAAAAUCCAAAAGAAGUAAUUUAAAAGUCAGACACAAAGUUCGCGAAAACCCCUUUUGGGCACAGAAUACUACACAGAAGAACAGGUGGGAAAUUUGUCUGAGCAUGCGCGAGUAAAAUGGGUCACGCAAUUGUGUGGAAUACACGCAACGCGUGUUUACAAAAAAGCACAAUCGUGUAAAUAUUGCAAAAUGUUUGUACAAAAUAAAUGACUGUUUUAUGUUGAAAGAGUGGACAUGAUCUAAAUCAUACAUAAAUUUUAGUCACGUUCUAUUUCAGUACCCUGCCAUUGUCUCUGGUGGGCUGUCCGUCUGCAUUCGAUCUGAAACAGUUGCUACUUUGCUGUCGAAGAAUUUCGAAUGUUUACAUGAAAAUAGAGGCAAGUCAUGCAUUUUACAACCUCUUAAACUGUAUGAGCCCCUAUUUUUACGCUUAUACCUAAGAUAUCAAAUAAAAGUACAUGAAACAGAGAACAUUUGUAGAAAGUUUUAUCGUGAGGUCACGGCCAGUUUUUAAAAUAUCUUUAUUUCUGUUCCGGUCAUCACCAAAAUUACACAAAAGCCGGGCUUGGAUAUACAACAAAUUUUGAAUCGCAUCAAGCACAAAAAUACUUAACGUGUAACCAAAAUAUGCUCAUGAAAUCGAAAUUAAUAGCUAAAUUUUCAAACUAGACCCUUCUCGAAGCGGUUUUCAUGAAGGAAGUUCACAUUUCGGCCUUUGAUUCUUGGCAAAAAUUUGACCACAACACGUGCGAAGCAACUGGGUCUCGAAGACUGAACUAAAACAUUGUGAGCCCCUAUUUUCCUGACGAUAUGUUUGAUACCUACAAACGCCGAAAACUUUUUUCUUUUCAUUUAGCUAUAUUUGAAAUUGAGGCCACGGGCUAUUUUUGAGAAAAUACAGUUCAAAGUCAAGCUAUUUUUACAUAUUUUCAAAAUUUGUCAAAUUUCGCGAGCUUGUAUUUUGAACUUAGACAGCUGAAGUUACAUUAACAAACAUAGGAUGGAAAAUUUGAGGCAUAUAAAGUUAAUUUCAACUUACAUUUCAUUCUCAAAUCACGUCUUUCUUCGUUCAUUACGGUUUUAAACAAGCCAUAGAUCGACGUAUACGGUAUUUACUCCCAUGUUCACGUCGCCAUAUUAACUUCUUCCAAUCACUCGAUUACAAAACAAUCAUUCCAAAACAAAGAAUUCAUGAUCGACUUUUAAAAGAAUAACCAAUAAUUUGUAAAUCGUUGAAUGGAAAGCAAAAAAUCGUCAGCUAAAAAACAGCUUCUUGCUAACUUUCUGCUUUGUUUUGAAUGUAAAUGCAAUGAGCUUUGUUUCUGCCCGCAAUUUUUUGGUCAGCGACGACAAAUUUCCCACCUGUUACACAGAAGUCCAUCUCCAUUGUUUUUUUGCGUGAGCGUUAUUCGUAAUAAUUCGUCACUUAGCAAGUACCGUAAACAGAAUCGGUUACCCCCUGAAAAUACUAAAAAUGGCGCACGUCUAGGGAGUGACUGCUUCUGUUUACGAUACUUGCUGAGUGACGAAUAACGCUUACGCAAAAAACAAUGGAGAUGGACAUCUGUUUAGUAUUCUAUGUCGUGGGCUACAUGCCGAGGAAUAAAUAUUUUCACGAAACGUUUCUUAGCCUGUACAGAAUUCGAAGUAGUAUAUAUUGUAUUUUUAUGAUUUAUGAAGUAAAGGCGCAAAUAUUUACUGUUUUUAUCAUAUAAUAUAUAUAUAUAUAUAUAUAUAUAUAUAUAUAUAUAUAUAUAUAUAUAUAUAUAUAUAUAUAUAUAUAUAUAUAUAUAUAUAUAUAUAUAUAUAUAAUGCAUUUAGUUACGCUUGUGUGAUGGCGAACAAACGUUUCGAGAAAAUAUUUACCAUGCUGUCAUGUUUUGGCAGGCCAAGUGUAAUGGGAGGUCGUUUCCAAUUUUUGGAUUGGGAUUAUUUUAAAAAUGAAGUAGAGGGUACUCUUGGUUUCUGUAAUCUAAAUACAUGGCAAGACGAAGAAAUAGCAUUUGUCGCCCAGUGAAGCAGCGAGCCAAUGGAAUGGCGUUAUCUUUCACGAAAUAUCGAAGGACACAAUAUCGAAGAUGAAAUACACUGCACUGUUUCAAAACUUCAUGGAACUUCGUUGAAAUCGUCUUUAGCCAUUUAUAAUUAUGUAAAAGGACAACAACUGAAUGAUAUUUCCGAAACUCGACGAUAAAAAGCAAGCAACGAGGCAAAAUAUGGCUGAAAUCGUCUUUCCGUGGGGAGUAAAUGAAAUAAAAUGUUUUACAUUAAAGAAAACAAUGGCAAUCCUUAUUAAAUCCACAAUAAUUAUAUUAAAAUAAGCAUAGUUUCUCAUUCUAUGCAUGAUAAAUUUUUUUAGGAAAUGCGAAAUAUUUAUGCAUAAUUAGUAAUUUACCCAGGAUGUCCAUGUCAUUUUCUUGUAAAAUAUUAUACAUAUAGACAAAUUUUCCUUCCAAUAACUACCCCUAAAAGCAACAGUUCUGCACACUACAUAGCUUGGAUUUAUAUUCUUAGCUAAUCAAUCAUUUACCAAUACAUUUACGUCAGUUCAUGUAUUAUUUUAUUUUGUGUCUGUGUAGAUGUUGAUGAAUGUGCUUUUGGUACUGACAACUGUCACGAUAAUGCUAUAUGUAAUAAUAUAGAUGGUUCAUUUGAAUGUAGUUGCAAUGACGGAUAUUCAGGGAACGGUAUAAGCUGUGAGAGUAAGUGGAAUAUGAAUGCGAUAUUAGGAUGCUGGAUUGACUUGUCGCCAGUUGUCGGGUUCGCAGGUUUAAGGAUUAGCUUCUAUUUUAAAGUCGCUACCGAAGAGGUGCUGCAGUUGCAUGCUAAGCUGACAUCAAGCGUUCUAUUUUAUUUUAUUUUAUCUGGCCGUGAUUCGGUUAAGAGAAUUGUUCUUGCUGCAGAGUUAGCACUUCAUUUCACGAUAGCAUGUAUAGUUCUACUAUUUUGUUCUGAAUUUAUUUUGUUCUUUUAAACCGAUAAUAUCUAAUCCUUAAGUUUAUGUUAAAAAUGUAAGCUACGUUCAAGUAUUAAUUCCUUUGAUCUCGCAUUAUUUUAAAAAACAGAAUUGCAAUGUAGCUGAUGAAUUUAUUAAUCAAUUAAAACUUUUCAGAUAUUGAUGAAUGUUUAGACAGAUCUCAUGAUUGCCAUUACAACGCUACAUGUACUGAUACUGACGGUUCAUUCAAUUGUUCUUGUAAUUCUGGCUUCUCAGGAAACGGGACUUACUGUCAAGGUUGGUUCCAGAAUAUUUGCAUAUUGUGAUUUUAUAGACAUUUGGCUCAUAAUUAUUUGACCUUGGUUUAUUGUCAAGCUUUCUCAGACUCUAACACAUGUGCCUGCUGUAGGGCGAUUGCUUUUGAUACGCCCGUCAAUGAUUGGAAAUAAAAUUUCUGCACAAGUACGCGUGUGAAGAAGUGUAAUAUGCUUAGAUAUACCUGAAUUAGCCGACGUCUCCCAGAAUUCAGGAUCAUGCCCAUCUGACAAUGUAAAACUUCCCACAUACCUUUUCAAACGCGAAUCGCCAUCUGAGAUGAUUCAAUCACCUGCCUACGUCAAAUAUGAUGACAUAUGGUGCGAUCCGAUGAUAAACUUCAUGCUCACGUAGCACAAAUUUAGCAACACAAAAUGGUCGCUAUCAGCUCAUAUUCGACUUGAGUUCGUAGGCCUAGUAUAACUGUUAAAUAUUUCACUUUAUUACAUUGUCUCCAACACUAACGCAAUUUUAAUUGAUACUCUUAGUUAAUCAAUCUUUUAUCAAUACAUUUACUCCUAUCCACCAAUUAUUUUAUUUUGUGUUUGUGUAGAUGUUGAUGAAUGUGCUUGUGGUACUGACAAUUGUCGCGAUAAUGCUACAUGUAAUAAUACAGAUGGUUCAUUUGAAUGUAUUUGCAGUGACGGAUAUUCGUGGAAUGGAACAAGAUGUGAAAGUAAGUGGACUGAAAGCGAUAUUAGGAUGGUGGAUUGACAUGUCGAGUUCCCAGUUUUAAGGAUUGGCUUCUAUUCUAAACUCGCUAUCGAAUAGGUGCUUGCAUGCCGAACUGACAUCAAGCGUUCUAUUUUGUUUUAUCCGGCCGUGAAUCGGUUAAGAGAAGUAUCUUACUGCCGAGUUAGCACUUUAUUUCCCGGUAGCAUGUAUAGUUCCAUUAAUUUGUUUUGGAUGGCAAUUUAUUUUGUGCAUUUAAACCCAUGAUAUCUAACCAUUAACAUUAUGUUAAGAAUGUAUAGGCUAAUUUCAAGUAUUAUUUGCUUUGAUCUCGCAUUAUUUUAUAAACAGAAUUGCAAUGUAGCUCCAUGGAUUUAUUCAUCAAUUAAAACUUUUCAGAUAUUGAUGAAUGUGUAGACAGAUCUCAUGAUUGCCAUUCUAACGCUACAUGUACUGAUACUGACGGUUCAUUCAUUUGUUCUUGUAAUUCUGGCUUCUCGGGAAACGGGACUUAUUGUCAAGGUUGGUUUCAGAAUACUUGCAUAUUGUGAUUUUAGAGACAUUUAGUUGAUAAUUAUUUGACUUUGGGUUAUUGUCAAGCUUUUUCAGACUGUAACACAUGUGCCUGCUGUAGGGUGAUUGCUUUUCAUACGCCCGUCAAUGAUUGGAAAUAAAAGUUGUAAACGAGUACGCG
Molecule: messenger RNA, 19339 nt
Organism: Paramuricea clavata
Lineage: Eukaryota; Metazoa; Cnidaria; Anthozoa; Malacalcyonacea; Plexauridae
Source: the annotation of a GenBank genome assembly